AUGUCAGAAAAGACGAAAAAAUCUGAUUAUUUACAUUGGAAAGGUCUCGAUUUCAUUGUAUUUUAUCUUAUCGUUUACAAAGCAGUACACCAUAAUUUAGCACUCGUCACAUCUAAUGUACAAGACGACGAAAAAACAGCUGACGUCAUUAAUUAUUGGUUUGAUUUAACUAUUCAAGGUUUCAAAGCGGCUGAUUUUCAUCCGAAUCGAACAGUAUCAUGUUUGUCAUCAUCAGUUGAACUUGACGAUCGUUUCGCAUCAGUGAGAAAUUUUCGUAUCGAUGAUGUACUUAAAGGAACAAUAACAGAAUAUGAUAUUUUACGUACAUUACCCUAUCAAAAUCGUUUAUAUUCACUCGCUGUUCCUGAUAAAAUACUUGCUAGAGUACUCACUGAUAGCAUAUCAUUUAAAGGUAACGGUAUAUUUCUUUCUUAUACUAGAGUUGAAAUGAUAGAUCAAGAAAAAACAUGGCUAAUCAACGGUCAAGAUAUAUCAAAAACUGGUCUUGAUUAUACUGUCGUAACAAUGGAUUAUGCAAAAAAAAAAUGUAAAAGGAUUGGAUGA
This is a messenger RNA of Rotaria sordida, 564 nucleotides long. The record is from the annotation of a GenBank genome assembly. Lineage: Eukaryota; Metazoa; Rotifera; Eurotatoria; Philodinida; Philodinidae.